UUUAAAAUCAGCCGGGCCAGAUAGUCCAAGGUAUAUUUUAUUCAGAUUCUGGUUAGCAGAUCCAGCUAUUCAUAAAAUCAGAAAUUUAUUUAAAAUAAAUAUGAUGAUUUCUGAUAUUUUGUUGGAUGAAGAUGAUCAGAUAACCGUUGGAGGAAUGGUUGGAUUUCAAGAUGCCAGUGGUAUAACCGUAUCCAUGCUGACACAUAUGGAUUUGCCAAUCAUGAAGAAAGCAAUGAUGUUCUUUGAAGGAGCUUUUCCACAACGCCCUAAAGUUAUGCACGUUUUUAAUCCUCCUUCAGUUUUCGACACAAUCUAUAACAUGAUGAAACCUUUUAUGAAGGAAAAAAUGCAAAAAAGGAUGAUGUUGCAUAGAACAUCCAAUCUUGAAGAAAUGUACAAACAUGUGCCAAAAUCGAUUCUUCCCACUGAAUAUGGUGGUGAUGCUGGCCCAGUUCAAAAUUUAAUUGAUGAAUGGAAAAACAAGGUUGAAAGUAGAGCAGCUUGGUUUAAAGAUGAUGAACAGUACAAAUCAGAUGAAUCAAAACGAGUUGGAAAACCAAAAACUGAAUCUGAUCUUUUUGGAAUUGAAGGAUCAUUUAGAAAAUUAAAUGUUGAUUAA
Messenger RNA from Onthophagus taurus, 619 nucleotides. The record is from RefSeq and is a predicted model, not a curated record. Lineage: Eukaryota; Metazoa; Arthropoda; Insecta; Coleoptera; Scarabaeidae.